Messenger RNA from Hippocampus zosterae (dwarf seahorse), 1929 nucleotides. It is a transcript of the gene rras2, whose product is annotated as RAS related 2. Gene Ontology annotation, biological process: signal transduction. Gene Ontology annotation, cellular component: plasma membrane. The record is from RefSeq and is a predicted model, not a curated record. The coding region runs from base 292 to 900 and encodes 202 amino acids. The transcript has 7 exons. Gene Ontology annotation, molecular function: GTP binding; GTPase activity; GDP binding. Lineage: Eukaryota; Metazoa; Chordata; Actinopteri; Syngnathiformes; Syngnathidae.
CAUCCUCUGACGAUCACUUCUCCGGUCUCUACAUCUUGUUGAACGUCGCAGGCUGAGACAGGCAGUCAGGCACUGUGCUCCAGUUUCAAACGCGGUCACACGUAUGGACCGGCGCCCGUAGCUACCUUCCGGACUCCUCCGUGCUCCUUCUCGCCACCGACGAGCCGGUUUCGGCAUCUUCCUGUGGGGACUGCCUCUUUCUCUCUCUCCAGACUGCGUAAGGCCUCUCUGGUUGAAGAGGAGAAAAGUGGGGCUUGGUGUGGCGAAGGCGGUGGCGACUAAGUGUCCUCGAUGGCAGGCUGGAAGGACGGCUCGGUGCAGGAGAAGUACCGGCUGGUCGUGGUCGGAGGCGGCGGGGUGGGCAAGUCGGCCCUGACGAUCCAGUUUAUUCAGUCCUACUUUGUCACAGACUAUGACCCGACAAUUGAGGACUCUUAUACCAAGCAAUGUGUGAUUGACGAAAGGGCAGCCAGGCUGGACAUUCUAGACACGGCUGGGCAGGAAGAGUUUGGAGCCAUGAGAGAACAAUACAUGAGGACAGGGGAGGGCUUCCUGCUCGUCUUCUCAGUCACGGACAGAGGAAGCUUCGAAGAAAUCUACAAAUUUCAAAGACAAAUUCUACGAGUGAAAGACAGGGAUGAAUUCCCGAUGAUCCUCGUAGGGAACAAAGCCGAUCUGGAGCUACAGAGACAAGUAACUCAAGAGGAGGGCCAGCAGCUGGCCAGACAGUUGAAGGUCACCUACAUGGAGGCUUCAGCCAAAAUCCGUAUGAAUGUCGACCAGGCUUUUCACGAGCUGGUUCGAGUAAUUAGGAAGUUCCAAGAACAGGAAUGUCCACCGUCGCCAGAACCGACAAGAAAAGAGAAAGACAAGAGCGGCUGCCAUUGUGUGAUCGUCUGAGUUGGCCUUAUCACUGUAACUCAUGCAGCUACUCUCUGUUGCCCCGCCCACUUGCCUGACAUCACAUCCCAGCGUGGAUGACUGACCGCUGCCUUCUCCACCACGUGCAUGUCUCCAGACAGCUCCCCUCAAGACCUUCCCAUCUCUGGGAUACUUGGACUUGGGGUCUCUGUGCCCAGGACUUGACUAUGGACGAGUGACAAUGCCAAAAUUGAAACAAAACACCACUCUACCUUCAGCCAUAACCCGAUUUACAUGACUAAACAUUGCCUUCUAAAUCAGCCUGACCAAUUCAUGUUUUGUACUCGGAAGGACUUCUCUUGCCUUGUAGUGAUUUGUACUUGCUGCCGAGAUUGAAUGAAACAAAGUAAAAGAUAUAUGUGUGCCUAUAUAUAUAUAUAUAUAGAUAGAUAUAGAUAUCUAUUUGUCUAUCUCUAUAUCUAUAUAUAGAUAUAGAUCUCCCGAAUGUUACCAAGUUCCUUUCAAGUGUCUGACAGAGCAGAGAGAUUAUUUUAUGAAGCUUUGUGUUAUGUUGUGCCAUCUUUUCUCCCAUGUGCUAAUCUGCUACUGUACAUAUGUGAGAUUUGUCGUGAUUUUUAAAGUGUAUUUCUAAUGAUUAUUAAAUCACCACAGUAGAGUGUGUGAGGUUGGUUUUGCAGAUAUGAAAGUGACUAUAUGAUGUACAUAAAUGAUGCCUAGACAAGACCUUAAAGCUACAGUGAUAUAACUUCUAGAUUUUUUUUGUGGCUUCUGCUUCCAUCUCGAUUGCCAAACAUAGAAUGUCUGAAGUGUGCUGUCUUACUCUGAUUAUUAUUUUCAAGUCUUAUAGAUUGAUGGAUCCUCCCAUCCCUUUCUUUCAAGGUGGUGGUUCAGUGGGUUGAAAUGAGAUCUCACAUGUUCUUGACAUCAGAAAUCACACACGAGAACAUAUCAAAACAUAAAUAAAGUCUACAUUUAGACGAGGUUACAUGAACAUACUUUUUAAAGUCCCUGUGAAGUGAAAAUAAAUAAAUCAAGUAUAUAAAACGA